UCCGACUAAAGACUGUGGGUCGAGGAGUACAUAUCGGACUAUGAAUUGGAAAAACCCCCAUUUAAAUCGCUAUAAAAUCUCAACAAUCACCUUCUGCUCUCUUUACCAACCACUAUUUUCUCCUUCUCUCUCAGCCGCAAGAGCACCGCUCUCUCCUCCCUUCUCCUGUGGUUUCGUUUCAUUGAUUUCUCCGAGAUGGCAAAUCAGACAGAGGAUCCGCCGAUCCCAAGCGCAGAGAUUGUGGGCACUGCUUUUGUGCGUCAGUAUUACACAAUACUUAAUCAAAGCCCUCAUGAGGUUUACAAGUUUUAUUCCAAAGACAGUCUCUUGAGCCGACCUGAGGCAGAUGGUACAAUGACAACAGUUGAAACUGUACAAGCCAUCAAUGAGAAGAUAUUAUCGUUGGACUGUCCGUCUAUACAUAUUUUGACGGUAGAUUCUCAGUUUUCAUUGGCCAAUGGAGUAAUUGUUUUAGUGACCGGGAAUAUAGUUGGAAACGACCAAGUGAAAAGAAGAUUUACUCAAACUUUCUUUUUAGCCACGCAAGAGACAGGAGGAUAUUUUGUCUUAAAUGACAUGUUUAAGUUUGUCAUCGAUGAUAAUACAAAUAAGUACGCUCCUGGUUAUGUUGCAGAAGAGACUCCAAAUGUUCCUUUGAACCCAAAUGAUGAGUUAUGUGCUGUUGCUGACGAGCCUAUUCCCACUCAAACAACUUAUGUGGAGGUUGAUAGUGCCAAUGGAAAUGAAGUUAAUCAUGUGUUGAAGAACUGUGAGGAGUCUGAGAAAAAUGUUAUUUCUGAAAAAAGUGUUGUUGCUGAGAAGAGUGUUGUUGUUGAAAAAGGUGUUGAUGCAAGACAGAGUGUUGCUAACCAUGUCAAUGAAGCAGCUUCUUCAGCUUCUUCCAACAUCCAGAAGGAUGCUCCGAAAAAGACUUUUGCAUCAGUUGUGAAUGCCUUGAGUGUGAAUAAAGCUCCCUUCAAUGUGAGGGCACCCCCACCUAAACCUGUUGAGCGGCCACGUGCAACGGCCCCUGCACCUGUAGCACCUGAAGCUUUAACCCGAAACAACAGUACUGCAAGUUCUGUGGAAAAGAACAAUGUUCCUGCAGUUAAAGCUCAUGCCAUUUUUGUUGCAAAUUUGCCUAUGAGUGCAACUGUCGAAGAAUUGGAUAAGCUUUUCAAGCAGUUUGGAUCCAUCAAGCGCGAUGGGAUUCAAGUUAGAAGCAAUAAGAUACAGGGAACAUGCUUUGGAUUUGUGGAAUUUGAAUCUGCUAGUUCCAUGCAGAGUGCAAUAAAGGCAUCUCCUAUUGAAUUUGGCUCUCGUUUGUUAUCCAUCGAAGAAAGACGAGCAAACAAUGAUAGAGGAAAGUUUCCUUCUGGAAAAGGUGGGUAUCGAAAUGACAACUUUAGGGGCCGCGAGAACUAUAGUGGAGGCGGAGGCCGUGGGAACUAUGGUGGAGGUCGUGGUUAUGGAAGAAACGAUUUACGUGGUGAAUCAAGUCAAUUUUCAGGCCAAGCUAGGGGCAAUGGCGGGCGCUAUGGAGAAAGGCCUUAUCAGAAUGGAGGAAAGGUUGUUCGUCAAACAGCAAAGCCGUUGGCCGCAGCAUGAGAAUUAGGUUGUGGCUUUGGUUAGUAGCUCAUUCACAAGAUUUUGCCUCAUCUCAUAGGUUAGGUGCUUUUUGGUAGGCAGAUUUUAGAAAGCGGCAUCUCAAGUUUUGAAGUUAUGAUAGAGUUUUUCAGUCAUUCUUUGCCAUCCAUUGAUUUUUUCCAUUUCAAAAAAUUUUGUAACUCUAUUUUUCUAUGGAAUAAUUUCUAUAACAAAAUUUCAUUUCAUUUCUC
This is a messenger RNA of Rosa rugosa (rugosa rose), 1838 nucleotides long. Its product is annotated as nuclear transport factor 2-like. The transcript is spliced from 9 exons. NCBI's taxonomy places the organism in Eukaryota, Viridiplantae, Streptophyta, Magnoliopsida, Rosales, Rosaceae. Gene Ontology annotation, molecular function: mRNA binding. Gene Ontology annotation, cellular component: cytosol; ribonucleoprotein complex. The coding region runs from base 196 to 1608 and encodes 470 amino acids. The record is from RefSeq and is a predicted model, not a curated record.